UUCACGUGGUAGCGCGUCUCCUCUCCCUGGUUCAUGUAGUAGCGCAGGUCCCAGGCGUUGAUGGGGCCGUCCAAGUGCAGGCCCCGCCUCUGGCACUCGGCCUUCUUUAGCUCCAGGAUCACGGCCGCUCCUGCUCCCCGAGGGGCUUCAGCUUCUGGGCCAGCUCACCUGCGGGCGGAGGGGAGAGGCUCGGCUACGUCCCUGGGGCGGCCCCCCAGCCACCCCCGACCCCGCGCCCCUCGAGGCAGAAUGAAGGGUCUGGGAAGGUGACCCCCAAGGGCUGACACAGUGGGGUCUCAGGCAGCACCACGUCCGGUCAAGGUCCGCCUGACCCCGUCCCCACUGGGACUCAGGGGGAGGCGGUGUUACCUAGGACAGUGGCCACCACCUGGCUGGUCUUGUCCAUGUUCAUCUCCAGCACGGAGUCGGCAUGCGUGCGGAACCCCAGCAGGCGGGACUUCAGGGCCUGCAGCCUCACCAGCUCCCUGAGGAUCACGCAGUUCUCCUGGAACCCAGAGAUGGAAGGCGCUGGGGACCGAGGGCCACGGCCUCCCCGCGGGCCCCGGGCCAGGUCCUUUUGGAACCAGAAACGGCAUGAACGUGAUGGCUCUAAGGCCAAGGGCAGGAAGAAAUGCGGCCAGUCUUUCCAGGAGCCACCAAGGGGCCUCCCCGGGCUCAACAAGACAAACACGGCUGCCGUGCAGACAGUGGCUCAACCCCACGGCGCCCGAACACCCAGCCCCUGGACGGUGAGACAGCUGUUGCUGCAGGUGGCCCGUGGCUCACUGAUGAGGCCCGGCCCCAGGCGUACGCCACCUUCUCUGGGGCCACCUCUCCGGUCUGCAGUGGGGUUCUCCUGGGAGCCCCCAGUCACCACAGGACCAGCGUGGCCUGUCUGUAGCCCAAGAAGGUGGGGACACAAGACUGUCCCCCGUGCCCCCCGCAUCACCCACGAGGCCGAGCGAGCACCAGUGGUGUCUGCGGGUAAGAUGAAGGGCUCACGCACAGCCCCCAUCUACAGAAGCACAGACUGCAGCCACCUGCGCUAUGGAACAAACACAAGUGUCCGUGCAGGACCCGAUGUCUGACUGUCAAGGCCAUGCCCGGGCCACAGUGAGAAGGUGCAUCCCCCAUGCAAGCCACAGAGAGGGGAUGGGGGGGCCAUCUGCGAUUCUGAGCUCAUCGGGCAUCACCCCAGAGGGAGAGGGAGAGGGAGAGAGGUAGACAGAAGUACAGAGGGAGAGAAAGAGAGAGGGAGGGAGAGACGUCUCUCCCUUCCCUGGGGGUUCUCUAGUGCAGCCAAGGCUGAAAACUACUGCAUUUUGGGAGAUGGGUCCUCGUGGAAGAGUUAAAUAGUAGCUCAUGGCAUUAUCCACACAUACUAAAAAGGCCCCAAAUCUUGGGGAGUCAGGGAGGGGAGUGUCGGCUGCGUCGUAAACGAGGAGAGAUUGGGCAUCAGGGGAGGUGCCUGUGCAGCCUGCGCCCAGGGCCCCGCAGACUUCAUCUCCCAGCGGUGGUCCUGGGCUGGAAGUCAGCGGGGAGGUCAGGCUGUCCAAGCAUCAACGUUGACUUCAGGGCUGAUCUAAAAGGCGCCUGGUGUUUGUUGAAGCAGAGAAAAGAGAAAGCAGUAGGGAGAGGAUGGGAGGGGGAGGGGGAGGGAGCCCCCCUCCUCAGCACUUCUACCGCUCUCCCUCUCUCUCUCCCUUUCUCCCUCUCUCCCUCUACCUCGCUGCCUCUCCCUCUCCCUCCAGCUCUCCCCCUGCCUCUCUCCCUCCCUCUCUCCCUGUCCCUCUUUCCCUGUCCCUCUCUCUCUCUCCCUCUUUCCCUCCCCCUCUCCCUCUCCCCCUUUCCCUCUCCCUCUCCCCUUCUCCCUCUCUCCCUUCCUCUCUUCCUGUCCCUGCUUCCCUGUUCCGCACGCUCUGGCUCUACCUCUUUCCCUCUCCCUCUCCCUCCACCUCCUUCCCUCUCUGGAGAGGGAAGGAGGUGGAGGGAGAGGGAGAGAGAGAUGGAGAGGGAGGGGGGAGAGGGAGAGAGAGAUGGAGAGGGAGGGGGGAGAGGGA
This is a messenger RNA of Lagenorhynchus albirostris (white-beaked dolphin), 2060 nucleotides long. RefSeq lists its product as uncharacterized. The record is from RefSeq and is a predicted model, not a curated record. The coding region runs from base 405 to 1088 and encodes 227 amino acids. NCBI's taxonomy places the organism in Eukaryota, Metazoa, Chordata, Mammalia, Artiodactyla, Delphinidae. The transcript is spliced from 2 exons.